Molecule: messenger RNA, 2139 nt
Organism: Stylonychia lemnae
Lineage: Eukaryota; Ciliophora; Spirotrichea; Sporadotrichida; Oxytrichidae
Source: the annotation of a GenBank genome assembly
AUGGAUAAGAAGUUUUUGACUAGAGGAUCUGCUCUACUUAGCAAUACUUUUAGAACAACAUCAGCUACUUUAUAAAUGCAGCCCAAGAAAUCCCUAAUAAUGGUCCAAAAGAGAGAUUUCUUUACAAUGAAGAAUAAGUUGUCAUAGGAAACAUCUCAGAUGAUCUUUAUGGAGAGGUAAAUGAAUAAGAUCCUAGGCUCAACAGGUCUCAGAUUCAAGUCGACUAUGACUGAAGUAGCUGCUGCUCCAGCUGAAUAGCAACUUAUUGAAUAGCCAGAAUACAAGUCCUCCGACAUCUUAAAUAACAGCGAUCCAAAGAAAAUUAGAAACUUAGCUAUUAUUGCUCACGUCGAUCAUGGAAAGACUACACUAGUAGAUUGCUUAUUAAAGCAAACAGGAGUCACGUUUUCAGAUGAAAGAGCUAUGGAUUCAAAUGACAUUGAAAAGGAAAGAGGUAUCACUAUUCUGUCUAAGUGUACUUCUGUCGUGCACAAGGACUAUAAAUUAAACAUAGUCGAUACACCAGGGCAUUAGGACUUCGGAGGAGAAGUCGAACGUAUUAUGUCUAUGGUAGAUGGAGUGUGUCUAGUAGUCUGCGCUACUGAAGGACCUAUGCCUCAGACAAAGUUCGUAUUAAAGAAAGCCCUGAGUCACAAUCUCAGGCCUAUCGUAGUUAUUAACAAAGUUGAUAGAGACUCAGCGAGAGUGCAAGAAGUUGAAAACGAAAUAUUCGAUUUAUUCUGUUAACUUGAAGCUAGUGAUGAGCAAUUAGACUAUCCAGUAAUCUAUGCUUCAGCUAGAAGUGGAUGGGCUAUAGAUGAGAUAAGUAAACCAAGAGAAAAUGUGCAGGAUCUCUAUGAAACUAUUGUUAGACACAUCCCCCAUCCAAAGGUCGAUAAUCAAGGAGAAUUGAAGAUGCUCAUUACCUAGACUGAGAGUAACAAGUAUUUCGGUAAAAUGCUUAUUGGCAGAAUCCACUAGGGACAGAUAACUAUUGGAGAUAAGGUUUCAGCAGUAGAUUCUACUGGUAAAGUUGUAGAAAUGAGCAAGAUCAUUAAGAUUAUUAAGAAGUUCGGUAUGAAUCAAGUAGAGCUCAAUACUGCAUUUGCCGGGGAUAUUGUUUCAAUUGCUGGCUUUAUGAAUGGAACAGUCAAUCAUACUAUAAACACUGCAGGAAAGUAGCAUGUUAUUCCUUCAAUUCCAAUUGAUCCCCCAAUGAUCUCUCUUUCGGUAACAUACAAUGAUUCCCCACUCAAGGGAACAGAGGGAGACAAAUGUACCAUUAAUUAGAUUCGUGAGAGAAUUCUCAGGGAAGCAGAAGAUGAUGUUUCACUUAGAGUAAAUAUUGCCUAAGUAGGAGGUGAGAAAGUAGAGAUGGCUGGAAGAGGUGAUCUUCAUUUGGGUGUGCUCAUUGAAAAGAUGAGAAGAGAAGGUUUUGAAUUAGCUGUGACUCCACCUCAGGUCGUUAUGCAGCCUCAUCCAACUGACCCAAAGAAGCAACUUGAACCUUAUGAAGAGGUUCACAUUGAUACCGGUCUAGAUUACGUAUCUUUGAUCAUAGAUAAACUUAAUGGAAGAAAAGGUAUUUUACUAAGUGCAGACGACCAACCAGACGGAAGAUAACUGCUUAAGUUCAAAGUACCAUCAAGAGGUCUUCUCGGUUUCAGAACUGAAUUGACUAAUGACACCAGAGGAACCGCUUUGUUUAGAUCCUAAUUUUUGGAAUAUGACGAGCAUGCAGGAGCCGUGAGGAAGAACCCUAAGGGAGCAAUUAUUUCAAUGGCAAGCGGUGUUACUACUGCUUACGCCUUGAGAGAUAUAGAAGAGAAGGGAACUCUGUUUGUUGGAAUAAACACCCCUGUUUACCCAGGUAUGGUCAUUGGAGAGUAUGUACUCGAAGAUUCAGAUAUGGAAAUGAACCCAACUAAGUCAAAGAAAUUAACAAAUAUCAGAACAGUAGGUCACGAAGAAUAGAUUAAACUUCAACCCCCAAGAUUAUUUAACUUAGAAGAAGCAGUCUCAUAUAUCCGUGAUGAUGAGUUAGUAGAAGUCACCCCUAAGUGGAUCAGAAUCAGAAAGAGAAUUCUAGACUCUAAUGAAAGAAAGAAGUUCAAGAGAGAUGCUAAGAAGAUGAACUGA